Molecule: messenger RNA, 816 nt
Organism: Saccharomyces eubayanus
Lineage: Eukaryota; Fungi; Ascomycota; Saccharomycetes; Saccharomycetales; Saccharomycetaceae
Gene: DCI1
Product: putative dodecenoyl-CoA isomerase DCI1
Exons: 1
Coding region: 1-816 (271 amino acids)
Biological process (GO): fatty acid beta-oxidation
Cellular component (GO): peroxisomal matrix
Source: RefSeq, a predicted model, not a curated record
AUGAGUGAACGUGUAAGUCACCAUAUACAUGGGAAGUUUUUCAUAAUUAAACUGAAUGAUCCAAAACACCUAAACUCUUUGACCUUUGCGGAUUUUGUAUCCAUCGCAUUACUACUAAAUAAGGCAAACAAUAUUGACUCUGUUUUAUUUACGGUCUUGCAAAGCUCAGGUAAGUACUUUUCCUCAGGAGGUAAAUUCACAGCGGUAAAUGAAUUACAUGUCGAAGAAAAUGCCAGUGAAGUAGAUAAAGUUUCUAAGCUGGUGUCUGCCAUUUGUUCCCCUAAUAUAUUUGUUGCGAAUGCGUUUGAAACGCAUAAGAAGGUUUUGAUAUGCUGCUUAAACGGACCUGCCGUUGGCCUUAGUGCUUCUCUGGUGGCCCUUUGUGAUAUUGUAUAUUCUAAAAACGAUUCUGUAUUCCUUCUUUUCCCAUUCAGUAAUCUCGGCUUUGUUGCAGAAGUAGGAACUUCAGUUACGUUGACUCAGAAGCUAGGGGUUAAUUCUGCUAAUGAGCAUCUGAUUUUCAGCUCACCGAUUCUAUUCAAGGAGUUACUAGGAACAAUGAUCACAAAGAAUUACCAAUUGACCGACACUGAUGCCUUCAACAAGAAAGUUCUUGAGGAUCUAAAACAAAAUGUAAAGGGGCUUUACCCAAAGAGCAUAAUAGGUAUGAAAUAUUUGCUACAUAGUCAAAUGAGAGAAAAGCUUAUCAAAUCCCAAGCAAUGGAGGCUAACGGUACCUUGCCUUUUUGGGCUAGUGGCGAGCCAUUCAAAAGAUUUAAACAGCUUCAAAAGGGAAACAGACGCCACAAGCUAUAA